This is a messenger RNA of Formica exsecta, 6509 nucleotides long. Its product is annotated as ice nucleation protein-like. Gene Ontology annotation, cellular component: extracellular region. The transcript is spliced from 10 exons. Gene Ontology annotation, biological process: chitin catabolic process; carbohydrate metabolic process. The record is from RefSeq and is a predicted model, not a curated record. Gene Ontology annotation, molecular function: chitin binding; chitinase activity. Lineage: Eukaryota; Metazoa; Arthropoda; Insecta; Hymenoptera; Formicidae. Bases 573 to 6281 code for a protein of 1902 amino acids.
CGAUAGAAAUUCGCUUUUACCGGCGAAUAUCGGCGAGAGCGGCUGACUCUCGUGGCUGUCGAAUUUUUUAUCCGACGUAGAAGGGCUCGGCGAAGAAGGAGAAACCGUGCGUUACCUUGUCUCGUGCAUCAAACUGCGUAACGCGGAAAGUGUCCCCCGAACUGGGACAGAACCCCACCCGCGAUCCCGCAUCGAUAUCCCGAUGGCCUCCGGUCUCUCUCCCCCUUUUUUCGCCUCUCCUCGGCUCGUUCUCUCGGUGCCUUCCCUUUCGAUCUUUGGUCCUCGCUACCAUCCGGCCGAGACCGGCGAGGUUUACUUGUAAGAGAGCACUCGUCCUCCGAAACUUCAGUGCAAAACGCGCGCUUGAACUCGAAGGAUCCUCCGUUUGAUAAAGAAGAGAAAGAGAGGAAGGGAGUGAGAAGAAAAGAGCGAGAAAGAGAGAGAAGAGCCUUGUCGAUUUGUACGGGAUAUCUCGAUGCGACGUUUAAUGGUUCAAGGGUGAUCCCCUGUGCGUCUGUCCGACUGUGAUCCAUCGCGAUUUCGGUGUUUUCGAUCCGGAGAUCUUGAAGAAAAUGUGGGGUCGCGAGGUUCUUUUAGUAUCGUUCGCGCUCAUAGCGCUUGGAACUACGACGAAAUGCCCGAAGAGGAGAAUGUCGCCGGUCAGAGAAAUUCUCUGCUACACAUCCGCCUUGGAUGCGCAACAGCUAGCCGAUUCCAUAUGCAGCUGCACCACUCUGGUGCAUCAACAUCACGACGUGCGGAAUCUCUCGGUUUCCCGCGUCGUCGAUUUGCGAAAGUCCUUGAAAGAGAUGCAUCCGUCUCUUCAAUUUGUAAUUUCUAUAUACGACCCCGCGAUGAUGCUCAGAAAUUCCGCCAUGGUUCGGCAGGAAGCUGUCGCUCGGAUUAUCGCCGUUAUAAAAGAGGUGGAUGGCGUGGAAAUGAAUGUGACAGCGGGUUCCAAAGAGCGUCUUUAUAAUUUCGUCAAAAGUCUGAGAGAUGAAAUGAUACGAAAAUCUUACGACAGGAGGAUCUUCCUGGCUUUGCCUAGUAAACCGGAGGAUCUGGCCAAGCAGUUUGAUAUGAAAGAACUCGCAAAAUAUAUCGAUCUAUUUACCCUUUCGACGGACUACAUGACAGACGAGGAUGAAGCCUUCGUCACCUUUCAUCCCUCGCGUCUGAUAGGGCUCUUCGACAUGCUAAACACAGACAGCUUGGUGGACUUGAUAAGCGGAUUAGGUGCACCCAAGGAGAAGAUUAUGACGACUUUGCCGGCCAGUGCAUACAGAUUCGCUUUGAAGCACGAGACUGAAAACGCUCCUAGGUCGCAAACUACGGAAAAAGAGCCCACACCGAUCGAUCGUAAACAGCUUUGCGAAGCCAUAAAUGACGGGGAAUGGACCGUGGAACGAGAUGAAGAUCUCACGGCACCGUAUGCAUUUCAAAACAAAACGUGGAUCGCCUUCGAGGAUAAGAUCUCGGUUGGAAUAAAGGGGAAAUACGCGUUGCUACGGGAUUUGGCGGGAUUGGCGGUGCGAAAUAUAGAAAACGAUAUAAAAACCGAGUGCGAGAUGCCACUCACGGAAGAAAUAUAUCGUUCCUUCACAGAAUUUAAAAGAAAAACGAGGCAAGCCGUGCUGAACGCGCUGGAAGACGAGCUUCAUCAAACUCAAUUCUCGUAUCCCAAUCGAGCAAAAACGUCCAGCUUCCGCGUCGUUCGCGUAGUGGAUACGGAGGGACAUAUCAAAGCCGUGCGCGAGAACACGCAAACCGAGUUUGUCUGUCGAAGACAAGGCUACUUUGUUCAUCCUAAGAGUUGCAACAGAUUCUAUCGCUGCGUGAAAUUCAAUCAACAGAUAGAUGACUAUUCCGUCUUUGAAUUCGAUUGUCCGGCUGGUCUGUCGUUCGACGAGCGCACCGAGGUCUGCGUCUGGCCGGGUUCCUUGCCCCAGGGCUCGCCGUGUCCCGGAAGCAGCGAGAUCGCUCCCGUUGCCCCGAAGAGAUUCGAGUGCUCUCAACCCGGCUACUAUGCAGAUCCGCAAAAUUGUCGUUGGUUCUUCGCUUGCAUGGACUUGGGCGAAUCGGAGUUAAUGGCGUUCGAGUUUCGCUGUCCGUAUGGCUUGGUGUUUGACGAGAAGAGAUUAGUAUGCGAGUGGCCCUGGCUGGUUCCGGCUUGCUCGGAAUCUGGAUCGGCUUAUACCAGGACGGAAUAUAAUUACGGAGGAUACACCGUAGCGGGAAGUUCUACGGGAGGCGCUGCGGGAGGUGGUUACAUUACCGGUGGUUUACCGGAAUACUCCGUCACGGCCGGUCACUCUAACGUAGGCUAUUCUGAAUCGACCGGCACUGGUGUCCAUGGAGCAAAUUACUUUACAGGAUCCACCGCGGGAUACCUCGGUAAACAUACUUCCGGUGUUGAUACGGCUUCUGGAUACGCAGGAUCGUCUGCGGGUCCAAUCGCUAUCGAUUAUUCGAAACCAAGCGGGUACGGAGGCACGGUAUCCUCUAUCCCGACGUAUACCGGACCGUCCGGUAUACACGUCGGUUCGAUAUCUUCUGCGGAGGAAAGUAGCGCAGGAUAUUCUGCGUCGAGUGGUAAAACUAGCAAUAUCGGAUAUACUGUAUCCACCGGACACAGAGCCGGUAGCGGAUAUUCUGGUGGAUAUACUGGGCCAUCGGGAGGGAUUACUACAGGUUUUUCCGGAUCUACCGCGGGGGGAUAUUCCGGAACCGCUGGUGGAAGUCGUUUGACAGGAGGAGAUGUAACUUAUUCGGGCAGGCCUGGAUCAAGCUACUCUGUAGCGGGCGGGUAUACAGGAGGCGUUGAUGCGAGUAUUAAUCCGAUAGUAGGUACAGCGACUUAUCCGAAAACACCGGGCUAUUUCGCGUCCACAGAAUUGCCAGGAUCAUCUGUCGAUAUUGGACGCGUGGAUUCCGCCGGUUCUAAAUUUGUCGGCUCGACGAAUCUACAGACAGGCUUCGGUGCGUUUAAUGCGGAUGGUCACUCGGCUUCUACCGGUAUUUAUUCAGGAGCUACUGAACGUCAGCCGUCAUUCGAUAAAACCGGCUCAUCAUUUGGAAUUGGAUUGUCUUAUCCUGGAGCUACCGGCGAAUCAACUACACAGAUAUAUCAAGGAUCGAUCGGUGCAGGAUAUUCCAAAGCUACGAGCGGGAUUUUGCAAGGUUCGACGAGUUCAGGUCGAGUCUCGGCAACUGGUUUCGGUAGCGACGCCUCGAAAUCCGUCUCCGGGCAUACUGAUGUUACGAUUGCUGACAGUGGACACUUUGUAAGCGGUAGUGUCGGUAGUGUCGGUAGUGUACCAUCUUCUGGAGUGGCAGGCGCUUCCUCGGCAGGAGUAGGAUACAACAACGAGGAAGGAUAUACAGUUCCUGUAUUUCUAGUACAUGGAGAACCGAUCUAUCCCUUGCCUGGAACAACAGAAGCCGGAACGAGAGACCAUACCGGAACGCCAGGCAUAAUAAGAGGUUACGGAAAACCCGGUUUAACAAGACCUCAUUUAAAUAUUAGUAUAUUCGGCAAUGAAAUUUCCACCGGCUACGAUGUUCAAAAAGGUGCUACUGGUACGAUCGUGACUGGAAGCGGCGUACAAGGAAGUAUUCAUACCGAUGAUUCUAUUUCGGGGACUGUCUUCACUCAUGGAAACGUUCCUGGUGCGAUAUCGUCUCCUGCCAUUAAUCAAGGCGCUGUUUUAACAGGAGGAGUACAACCUGGAUAUAUCGCUUCCGAAAAAGCAGAACCGGGAUACGUGAUUAGAGAUGGGUUGAAAACUGUAGACGUCGGAUCAGCUAGUCCAGGAACUUUAAUAUACGGCUCGCAAACUCCUGCAAUUUCCGGUCCUUCGACGUCCAGCGUUAUUUUGAAAAGUGACAUUAUCCCGGGUAUUGUUAUUUCUGGACAUACCGCUCCUGGAGUAUCUAUAGGAAGUUCCGUUCAAUCAGGAAGCAUCGACAGUUCAACCGGUAAAUCGUACGUGUCGCAAGCAGGAACAACUUAUCAUGGUGUCAGCGGUGCCGCAACAAGAGGAUGUUUGAGCAGCUCUUCGACGGUUCUUGGACGGCCAACGCAUCCUCAGGACUACCAAACUGAUGUCGGAUGCGGCAUCGGUGCGAUCAACACCGCUUACGAUACCGGCAAAUACUCGGAAAGCGACGUGCCGGAUUAUAGACCGACCAGCGCCACUCUUCCCGACUCUAUUGUAUCUGGAGGUAGAAUAGAAGGUACCGGCGGUGUUAUUUUUGGUUCUACUUUACAAGGUUCGACUACAGCCGCGCCAGGAUAUUCAUUGCCUACAGCGGCCGUCUUCACACCGAGUGGAUUCACGAAAACUGGCUUAACCAGAACAGGUAUAACCACCGCCGUUCUCGGAGGUGGUGGUAGCUACUCAGUAAGCACAAGCGAACGCCGGCCUGCCUGGAAUCCAGAAAAUAUCAGUGAGAAAGCAUUCGAGGGGAACGUGGCCGGAUAUACGAAGACAUCGUCUAGUAGCAACGCCGCUGACUUGUCUGUUACCUUGACUCCACCUGGCUAUUCUUCGACAACUCCGCCAAGUCGUGUCAUUGUACAGUCGACUCCUUCCAGCUACUCGUAUCCUAAGCCAAGCAUUCAGCUCGGAACAAACGGCGUAACGUUCGUCUCAUCGACAAUUUCACCGAUUGAGAAUAAUUUACCAAUUACGUCGUCCAAGCCGUUCUCGAUUAAUGUAUAUGACGGAUCGUUGGGCAGCACUGGUGUAGCGUUCGGAUCUAAGAUACCAACCGCGCCCGAUCGUCGCUUAUCAACACCGACGAUCUCGUCUGUAGUUUACACUACCGAACGUCCAGAAAUUUAUAAAACGACUUUCUUUGAAGCGGCUAAGAUUCCAGUAGCUGUGUCAACUGUCAGACCUGUUACCGGUUACAAGACGGUAACUGUCCCUCCAAAUAUCCCUGUCUUAACCGAUGACAGGUUAAUCCAACAGACCGGUAAUUCGCAGACUGCAUCAGUAUCAACAUCUGGCAUCGGUUUAGGAGCAUCUUUCCAACAGACUGAUUUCAGCGGCAAGAAGGAUCAUGAUUCUUCUUUAAUUUCCGUAUAUCUUCCAGCAAAGUCGACUAAGCCCGGUGUAAUCACGUCUACUACAAGAUACGAUAUACCUGCGGUAACUGUGCGUCCAGAUCUCGUCGGGGUAACGUACAAAAAACCUUCAUCGUUUACGUAUGAAGGUCCUUCUUCGAUCACGUCGCCUACUACCUUCAGACCUUCCAACAUAUAUUACAACGGUCAAGGAUUUUCGACGGCAUCUUCCGCAGGAACAACUUCUAGCAACGGCUCUCCGACAAAUCUAGGUAUUUCGAGAGAAAAGAUCGACAAAUUAAUUACAAACUACGAUAGAGGCAGCGUGAGGUAUAUGCCAAACGUAUACGAUACCACCGCGAGCUUAGGAUUCGGUUCGACCAUCAGUAAACUCUCCUCCGAAAAGUCAAGAUUCUCCGUGACCGGCAGUACCGUCGCCAUCACGACGCCGUCCGGUUCGACGACAUCCUCGUACGAAGUUACCACGAAGUCCCCCGAAGACAAGGGCAAGGUCAUCGUGAAGUGGAGCGAUCUACAUCCGCUUCUUCUAGGCAAGCUCGGAGCGGAGUGUACAUGCAAAUCCGAUCCCUUCGCCACUCUUCGCGGCCCGGUGAGGAAACUGAUCGCCUCUUCCAAGGGCAAGGUGGAUCUCGGCAACUACGACGAAUCCGAGAUCUACGUCGAUCUCGAGAACAACGGUUCCUCCGAAGAAGACAGCACCGAUUACGGCGAUUAUCCGGCGCAACCCUAUAAAAUUAGCCCGCACGAAACGACGAGGGACCACCCGCCGUCGUCCUCUUACUUACCCGUGCCUUCGACGACGGUCAGGACGAGCAAUUUCGGUCCGGCGGUAGGUUUUCAUACAGAAUCAUCCGCAGGUGAUGCACCUUUCGGGGUCCACCUUUUAGGUUUUCGAACCGGCAGGAAAUUGAAGGAUGAUGUCGGUCCAUCGCCGAACUCGAUCGCUCGCGAUGUAGAGGAAGAUCCUGAUCAAAUAAUCGACGGCGCCACCGAUUGCGCCAGGCCGGGUCUCUUCAGACAUCCUAGUCUUUGCAAUAAAUUCUACGCCUGCCAUUGGGAUCAGUGGAAGAAGAAAUUCACGCUUCACAUCUUCAAUUGUCCGAUCCACUUGACGUUCGAUUCGAGAGCGAGCGCGUGCAAUUGGCCGAGUAAGGGUCCAGCUUGCCAAGCCGACAAUCUAUUAGUAUAAAUUCGUCAUUAGGCGUUUAUAUCUUGUCGUCUUCUUUAUGUCUUCACGGUAUCUUUCUCUUUUGUACAUAUAACAAAUAGAGGCGAAAGUUUAAUUGUGUAAAAACGUUAAAAUCAUUUCUCAAAUCGUUCGUGUUAAUCCAAUUUGAAAGAUUGAUUCGACCAUUACACAAACAAUAAGAUAUUGCGAGUGCAGAGAUAUAUUAUUAAAUAUAAAACGACUUACUUU